Prorocentrum cordatum is the source of this 396-nucleotide messenger RNA. The record is from the annotation of a GenBank genome assembly. Lineage: Eukaryota; Dinophyceae; Prorocentrales; Prorocentraceae.
AUGUCGGAGUGCACCAGGCUGUUCCAGGAGGCGGACCUCGACUCCAACGGCACCCUGGACUACGGGGAGUUCGAAGCCUGGCUCAGGUCGGCGCUGCAGAUGAACGCGUCCCCGGCAGCCCAGCAGAGGCGAGCCGUGGACGAGGAGGCCGCGCGCGCGGCCUUCGCGUCCGCCGACCGAGACUGCGACGGCCACCUCACCGUGGAGGAGCUGCGCUUCGCCUACGCGGGGAUGCUGCUGAGCGCCGGGCAGAAGGUCAGCCGCAAGCGGGUCGCGCGCUGGGCGGCGCGCAGCAUCCGGAAGUACGACGCGGACAACAGCCGGACCCUGGAGUUCGAGGAGUUCUUCGAGCUGCUGAGGAAGGUCAGGUUCGCGGACGGGCUCCAGCUCCACUGA